Messenger RNA from Mesocestoides corti, 516 nucleotides. Lineage: Eukaryota; Metazoa; Platyhelminthes; Cestoda; Cyclophyllidea; Mesocestoididae. The record is from the annotation of a GenBank genome assembly.
AACUUGGAUCCGUUCACAGAAACAUACAGCUUGAGCUACUAUAUGCACUACAUGGCCACCUGGCCGGAGUACAUGCGGGUUGUCGAAUCUCCUGUACUGACGGCUUUUUCAUCCAAAGCAAAAUCCGUAUUGGGCGGUCGAAUAAUGGGUUAUAUGGUUGCCAAAUCAGAAGGCCAAGGUGAAAGUUGGCAUGGUCACGUAACAGCACUCUCUGUCGCCCCAGAGUAUCGCCGAGUCGGUCUCGCCAGUCGUCUUAUGCGUGGUUUUGAGGAUACAUCGGAAAGAAAAAAAUGCUACUUCUCUGACCUCUUUGUACGCGCCUCCAAUGGACUAGGACACUCCGUUUACACGAAAAUGGGCUACAUCGUCUACCGACGAGUGCUAAAUUAUUAUUCAGGCAAAGAUGAUGAUGAGGAUGCUUUUGAUAUGCGAAAAGCUCUAACAGCUGACAAAGAAGGUCGGUCGGUUAUUCCAUUAACGCGACAUGUGAAGGUUGAAGAAUUGGAAUUUAACUGA